UGCGACACCUAGCGGCAGUAGGGAGAAACGAAAUACGGAGGUCCAGUCGCCGUGUGUGCCGUAGAGGCUGCUGUCGCGGACGGAAGAAUGAAGCUGCUAGCAAAGAAAAAGCGAACGGCCAAGCAGUUCUGCUGUGUUCCUCGGUGCGUGCCAGCGAGAUGGAAGGACAGCGAUAUUUCCGUUCACGCACUUCCCUCCGAGUGGAAAGGCUGAAGCCGCAGAACCAGGUGGAUCGCUAACCUCCGCAUCGGCAAGGCUGUGACGCUCACAGUGACUGUUUGCUCACGGCAUUUUGCACGGGAUAAUUUCUCCUUACCAGAUGUAGCAUGUCAAAGACAGCGGCUGAAAAAAAUGCAGUACCAACUGAAAACCUGCCAAGGACGUCAUGUUAUGAUGAGAACAAGGAUGCUCAUAUGAAAGAGCUUUCACUGGCAAGACUUCGCCGACGUGUGUAUCGGUCAGCCAGAAAUGAAUCAAGCAAAGAAACUGUUGCCUCCCCAUUAGAAGCAAAGGUGUUGCCCCAUGCACCUGUCAGCACGACCACCAUGGACGAUCUCCCAUCCCCUGACCGCAACAGCAUGGACCAAAUAAGUGACAAAGGAAAUAUGGACGAUUUCCCAUCCCCUAACAGCAUGGACCAAAGCCUUGCAAACACCAUAAGGGACAAGGACAUAGCAAAUAUGGCAAUUUAUUUUUUCUAGCCGGCAGCAUGUUUUCUGGAUUAACUUCGUGAAAGGAUUGUGGUGUGUGAUGGGUGCAAAUUAACUGAUGCAAAAAGCCUGGCUUUCCUACUUCCAACAUUGAAUUUAAUACAUUGACGUGCAUUAUUGGAAUGACAAAAAGAAGCUGCAUUUCGCGUCAGAUAUGUCAGACAUUACAACUCUUGCUUUUGUUUUGUGACAGGAAUGUGCUUGCCAACCUGGCCUCCGGACAUUAAUGGCAGAGUACUCAAGAGAAGAAAAAGACGUGGCAAAUUUCCUACUAGAAAUGGCUUCACGGACAAGGCUUACAGAAAGCAAGGCUGCCCAAGUGACAUCGGGUACUUUUCCACAGAAGUUUGUGAACACGAUAAAUAGUAGCAACGUAAAUACAUUCACAGGCCUGCCAUCAUUCGAUGUUCUGAAUGCUCGUGUGACGUGCUACACAAAAAUUCAUCCACUUUCAGGACGGCACCAGUUAUGUGUAAAAACAAUUGCAUUGACAUUGGUGAAAUUGAAGCAUAUUUCCACUGCAUUCUUGAGUCACCUUUUUAACUGUUCUCUAACUACAUGUAGCAACAUAAUUGCAGAGACUGCUCAGUUGAUGUGUGAAAUUUUAAAAGCAACUGUGGCUGUGCCACCAAAAGAUGAAUUCCAGUGGCACGUUUGCAUAUUCGGCAUUAGGUGAAUCACCUAAAAUCGUGUCAUGGCUGGCGAUAUUCGAGUAGCCUGUAUUGCAUAGAGGCAUUUGUGCGUGUGACCUUGGCUCCAUCAAAGCGUGGCGGCCUUGAGAGUAAGUGCGGUCUUCUGUUUGGAAAUCCAGCAUUUUUUAUGCCACUCAGCCGCUUCAUACUUUUCAGACACGGUCGUUGCCAUGUGAUCUACAUGCUGCACUUGUUUGCAUUGGCCAAACCUGCAGACUUCAACUUCAACACACUUUUUGUAAAUUAGCAAUGCACAUUCUUUUGCAACUUGUAUUCUUCAUUGAAGUGCUGAUUUACACUACGCAUUCUGAUGCAAGUUUUCAUCUUAUGGUAUUCCGAG
Messenger RNA from Dermacentor albipictus, 1742 nucleotides. The record is from RefSeq and is a predicted model, not a curated record. NCBI's taxonomy places the organism in Eukaryota, Metazoa, Arthropoda, Arachnida, Ixodida, Ixodidae.